CAUCAAUUUGAUGAUCUACUUAAUUUUCGAUAUUUUCUAGCUAAAUUUCUAAAAAUAAGUCUGCUAUUUGACGUCAAAAACUUAUGACGUCAUAAUAGAGUAUUUCAUACAAAGUUCAUAGAAAAUAUCGUUUUUGACGUUUCGAAAAAAGUAUUGAAUUUGACUAGUAGGAAACUUUUUUUAUGUUAAAUGGGCCGACGUUUGGCCGCUAUCUCGCCUGAUGGUAAGUGAUGAUGCGGCCUACGAUGGAGCACGUCUGCCCAUAAGCAACCUAUUCACUCGGGCUUUGAAGACACCCAGGUUAUACCCAUCAGGAAACACAGAUGACAAACAUAUGCCUAUCCAAUUUGAUAUAAGUUUUUAAACAGACAUGGUCACUAAUACUAAUAUUAGAACUUAAGACGGGAUAGACAGUUCAUCCGUGUCCGUGAUCAUGGCGCUUGCAACAGUGCCGAAAUAUCGAAAACUCAUAGACAUAAAUAAACAUGGUAAAUAUCCCAUCUUAAGUUCCAAUGUUAAUUCAAUUUGACGUUUCAAAAGUGCCUAAUUUAGGAUUAAUUGAAAUAAAUGCUUUGAUUUUGACUUUGAUCCCAAUCGAGCCAGUUCUAUUUCGUCAACCGAAGUUUAAUACGGCUCUCCCACGUUGAAAUAGGCAUGAUGACAUAUUUUGAAAAACUAUUUUAUUAUAUCCGAAAAUAUAUAGUACCUAAUUGUAAAGAAAAUCAUAUUUCGGAAAAAGAACAAGAUUUUUAGUGAAAAAAUACAUUUAAAAUUCCCACCAAAACGCUCCAAAGUGUAUAAGUGUAUAAUCUAUGCUCCAAAGCGUCAUGGCGUCGAUCGUGACGUCACGUUAGAGUAAACAAAGUGUAAACAUUAGAUGCUCUUCAAAUUUUCAAUAAUUUGGUUGAUUUACGUGUUGAAAAUAUGAAUACGAAAUCGUAUAGGUGUUGCGCAGUUCCUAUGUGUACUAACACAUCAAUUAAAACUCCUGACAAGUUAUUUGUGUUCAUGCCGUAUAAAAAAGAAAUACGAGAUAAAUGGCUUAAACUUGCAAGGCGUGAUUUAACGGGAAUUUUGCCCACAACUCAGCUUUACUUCUGUGAAGAUCACUUUGAUUUGCCAAAUGUUAUGGAAAAUUACAUGGAGUAUCAUAUAAUGGGAUCUGUGUCACAAAUUCGCAUGAAACCAGGGUGCCUUCCUACAAAAUUUACAUGUCAAACUGAUAGAGGAAAGCGAACAUUUGAUAUAACAACUAAACGAAAAUUUGCCUUCAAAAAGGAAAGAAAAUUGUUAAUUGAAGAAUGUGAAAAGGAAAUAAAUGAGAGAAAAAAUGUUGAUUUAAAACACUUGGAACUUGGAGAGGCUUCAUGUGGAAGUUCAGUUUUGCAAGAAAAUAUUUCACAAGAUACACAGAAGACGAAAAAUAAAAGUAUUCAAGUACAUAUAAGUAAUAAGUUCAGGAGUAAAGCCGUUCAAACUAAUAUCAAUUUAGUUAAGCAGUCGACAUCCGCUUCUUCAUCGCCGUUUAAAUGCGUCAACUGCGGAAUAGCCAUACAAAGGCUGCAGAGGCAUCUCGUUUCCUCGCUUUCUGCACGCCACCAAUCAAGACUUUCGUGUUGGUUAUCUAAUGCUCAAACCCAGUUGCCUCUGGAUGCAUUAAUUUGUCAACCAUGCUUCUUAUUAUUGGAUACUGAAGCUGGUGAACACGAGAGACUACUGGGACAUACAAUGGUUUGCGUUGGUUGUGGAAAAUCUGUCAGAAGAAUAAAACAAUAUCAUAAUGUCAAUAUGGAGUGUCCAUUGCUGGCUGUUCUAAUAUCACAAAACACUUAUUACGUGCCCUCAAGAAACAAUUAUGUUUGUCAUAUGUGUUGGAUACGAGCGAAUAGACAGGCAGUUGUUGACUCAACACAUGAUAUGCAGGAAUUGGCUUCAGAUAACAUGCAGGAUUUGGCUUCAAAUAACAAUGCAGCAGCUCCACCUGAUGUUCAAGAGGAUAGAGUAAACGCGAUACUGGUAAACGUGUACAAGUACUUUGCUACGGAGGGCACGGAGUUGUCCCCCUCGCAGCUGCGCGAGCGCACGGCCCUGUGCACCGGCGCCAGCGAGGCAGACGUGGAGUGUGCACUGGUCUUGCAUCAGGAAGUGUCUGCCACGCAGAAACCGCUGCGGAAGCCGCCUCGCAAACGGCGAAAGAAAGAAAGCAAAUCUCCGCCGCCGAUACAAGAGGAAGAGCCUUAUAUAGAACGUGAAACACUGAUCGUGACCGUCGAUCCGAAGGCAGGCGAUGCUAAUAGUGAGAUAAAUCCUCUCGCCAUUAAAGAAGAGCAGCCCUCAUCACCUAUAACCUGUGAACAAGACGCCAGUUUGUGCGAACCACAGCAGAGUGGACUGAAACCGGAAGACAUGGCGAAGGUAUUUGUAAAGACGGAACCAACAGAAGAACCAAAUUCGUGAGUAUUAUUUAAAUCA
This is a messenger RNA of Spodoptera frugiperda (fall armyworm), 2472 nucleotides long. RefSeq lists its product as uncharacterized. The transcript has 10 exons. The record is from RefSeq and is a predicted model, not a curated record. Gene Ontology annotation, molecular function: sequence-specific DNA binding. Lineage: Eukaryota; Metazoa; Arthropoda; Insecta; Lepidoptera; Noctuidae. Bases 925 to 2457 code for a protein of 510 amino acids.